Amoebophrya sp. A120 is the source of this 4275-nucleotide messenger RNA. Lineage: Eukaryota; Dinophyceae; Syndiniales; Amoebophryaceae. The record is from the annotation of a GenBank genome assembly.
GCAAAGCGCGGGUUGUCCGGUUUAGUGUAUUCUGAUUGGCGGAAGCGACGCUGAACCUGUACCAAAGUCGAAAAAGUCCCAAAGAAGUUGACGAUUGGCAACGUCCCCUUUUGUCAGCAACUGCAGCGUCUCCGCCCCGAUAAAAGCGUCGUCGCAAACCUCUACUCUCCGAGCCCUGAUCUUAUCACGCAGUUGUUCGAGGAGACGCUGAACUGCAGGAACAGGACUACAAAGUAUUUGCUAAGUGAGAAAAAAUCUUCCACCCGACACCCACUUCAAGUGCGGAGCUAGACGAGUCGCAGUUUGAAGUUGAUCUUACUCCGGUGCAGAUCGUGAUCGACACCCGCGCUGCCGGCCUUUCACCGGGGUGCAGCGCCGACUUGCGAAUAGACAGAUCAUCGCUACCGCGUUUUGAAGAGCGAGAAGAGCAGGAAGUCCGGUUUAGUACAACGAAGUAAACAAGGACAAAAAGUAACUCGUACGUCAACGUCCUUCAACACAGUACUUCUACUGCUCCGGCGCAAAGCCAAACACCUCCUCCACGAUGGCGCCGAAAACGGUGGGUCAGAUGAAGGACCGGGUGAAGGUCAUGGAGGACGCGGACAGGGAUAAGUACUUGAACGAAAUCAGGAAAAACUGGCUGAAGGAGAAGUCUCUCAUCGAGACGAAGCACAGCAAGUACAACAGCUCGAAGAUUCAGGAGUCAUGGCUGAAAAUCAUGCGGUCAGCGAAGACGAAACAGUUGAAAAGAGAAGUGGAAAUCAUUGCGCAGAGCCACGAAAGGGACAUGGACAGGAAGGACGCAAUCAUGCAAAUGUACGUUUUUGAGAUGGUUGUUUUUCUAAAAAUUGUUGCUUUUGCAUUUUAUCCAUGGCAGUAGUUUUCGCUCUCGUUCACGUAGUGGACGGCAAAAAAUAUCUGCCUCACGCACCCCAGGCUCGACCGCGAUCUGGACGAGGCGGAGGAGCAGCACCAGUUUGCGAUUCGCACGCAUUUGCUGAACAUGGAGACUUUGAUGGAGAUCCAGCAGUCAAGGCUUGAUAUCAAGUGCAAAAAUGUCUGGGUCUGGAAGAAUGCAAGUUUGUCAUGCUUGUCGCACAUGACUCUUAAAUUUGUCAUGCACAUUACCCAAGACCCCCAUUUUUCUGUCAUGCAGAAACGCAGUUUGUCAUGCAGAAUAGGCAACAUCAAGAAGCUCAGAAACUUGUCAUGCUGAGCCAGCACUUGUGGCCUCCUCAUGAUACGCCACCCAGCAUCACAAGUUUCCAGACCCAGACAUUUUUGCAUUUGAUACCUGAGGAGCUGCAGCAAGAUUUCCGCAAGGAGGUGGAGGUAUCAAAUGUGAAAAUGUCUGGGUCUGGAAGAAUGCAACUUGUGAUGCUGAAUUUGGAUUCCAAAAAAAUCUGUAUUGCGUGAGCAGCAAAGGGAAUGCAAUUUUUGCUACGCGGAGAGGGCAUUUGUCAUGCGGAAUAGGCAUCGCGAAGCCCUCAAAAAAUCUGUGAUGCUAGGGCAUGCAUCACAGACAUCAUGGCCAAUGCAAAACAUGCAUGACAAGUGUCAGAAUCUUCCAGACCCAGACAUUUUUACAUUUGAUAGGAGGCGAUUGAGACCGACUGGUCGGGGGAAAAGACGGAGUUGGGACAGUCCGCGGAGAAGAGGAAACGGGAAUUGAAGCACCUCGUCAUGGAAGUCAUGAACGAGGAAAAGAACAAGGAACAGCUCGACCUUACCGAACACCAGUCGUUGUACGAGCUGAUUAGGAAUAAAAACAUCGAGGAGGACCACCAAAUGCGGUCGAACCUCGAGGAAAAAAUAGAAAACAUGAAGGACAAGUGCAACGCGGCGCUGGUACUGAUUCAGCCUAUUUUAGUUCGGGCGUUGCCGGUGUGCUGUUGUUUUUGGUGCAAACGUACCUUAAGAAACAUUUAUUUGAACUACCAAAAAAACACACAGAAUACGUACCGAAUAAGUACAGAGCAGAACACGCAGGACUACAAAACAUUUUUGGCGCGGGAUGCAACCCUGUCCAAGCACGUCGAAAAGAAGUUGAGACAGGUACAACAUGUAGAGGCUUAGAAAAGCUGCAAGCCUUUUGCAAAAUCACUUUUUUUUGCGAAUGCAUCAUGCAAAGUUUAAGUUAGUUUAUCCGCGUGAUUUCUCCGCCCCUACACACACCAACAGGUGGAGCGCAUGCAAGCCAACAUCGUCCACUGGAAGCAGAAGAUACUGCAGAACAAACAGGAGUGCGAGGAAAGAAAUGCGCAUUUGAGAACAGAGAAGGAGCACCUAUUGAAGCACUUUCAGGAUUUGAAGGUAACUACAUGUGAAUGAGAUUUUCCAUCUUUUUGCGCAAGUGCUUUUUGUCAUGCUGGCAGUGAUGAAAGAAGAAUUGGUUUGAACGUCGUGCCAACGCUAUCAGGUGAAAAUGACCAAGUUCCGGGACGAGCAGCACAAGCGAUUAACGGAGCUCACAGUGAACGCAGAAACCUGUCUAGGCAAGCUCAAGGACAACCUCGGCGUGGGCGAGGGCAUCUUGAAACUCGCCGAAGCUUGCAGGAGAUAUGAAACCGAGCGGGAAAAGGUGCUCCCGUUCUACCAGAAUACGCCACUGAAAGGUACUGUUUUUCGUUUUUGGAGGGAAUGGCGCACGCCGUCUUUGUGCGAAUGGCAGUUGGUUUAGGUUUGCGAGAUUCGGCUCGAAUAUCUACAUCGAACAAUCCAUCACAGACGCGGACAUAGAGACGUUGCCAAACGAAGUUUUGCAGCAAUACAUCGCGGACUUCCAAAGCAGACUUGCCGCCGAGAAGAGCGAAAACAUUCUCAAGCUGGAAAAGCAAAAGAAGGAGCUCUUUAACCACCUGUAUAUUUGUGUUUACAUUCUGUCUCCCAUUUUUUUGCGAAGUGCAAUUAGUUUUCCGUUUUGCUUGUGUCCUCGUGAGGUGGGACUUGGAGAAACGUAAUUGCAAAACAUCUCCACAGUGGCGAGCAAAUGGUGCCAAGCGAGGUGCAGGUACAGGCUUCGCCCGAGGAAGAAGAAGACCAAUAUGCUAUGAUAAAAGAAGAGAUGAAAGAAGGUAAUCGCGCCCUUUCGCUUUUCUAAAAUAAUCGGUUGUUUUUCCACGAUGAUAUGCUGUCAUGCGGUUCGUGCUAACCAAAGGCAAAGAUAGACACCGAAAAUCACCCUUAACAGUGCUCUCCGAUAGCAACGCGCAGGAUGAGUGGACGUACAUGGAUAACUUCUUCAAGCGCUUCAACAAGGUCCACCUGGACGUGCUCGCAAUCAAAAAGGAGAAACAGAGGCUGCGCAGCGAGAACACGUAUUGAUUGAUUUCAAUUGCUUUGAUAGAUUUGCACGCGUCUACUUGCAUCAAAAAAGUAAAACGAGCUGCCGUGCUUUUUGUAAUUUCGGAAAAAAAAAUCAUCAAACAGGCAACUCCGUUCCAUCUUGAAGCAGUUCUUGGACGGUGUGGCGGUCUCCGAGGAGGUGCUGCAGAAGCCCAACCCGCUGUUCGUUGUCAACGGUCGCGUGAACCUGAACUACGUGCCACCCAAGAAGGGUGGGGAGACCAGCUCGAAGGUGGUGGUGGAGGCGUUUCAGACCGUGAAAAAUAGCAACGCGAUGCGGGCUUGAGGAAGGUGGCGCAAUAUUAGGCCGGUCCGGUAGAAGGACGCUCCGCUUCAGCAUCGCGAGAGGUAAAAUGCUGGCACUUCAGAUACUUGAGAAAGACAAAAUAAUAUUAAACUGUUAAAGACUCAUAGGAUACUGUUUGCAAUAAAGACCACACGAAGUCGACGACGCGAGGUCUACUCGUCUGAGACAAAAGGAUACUGUUUGGAUAUAGGAUACUCAGGAUAUUAAGCCAGGAAGUUUUACUCAAAUAGGAUACUCGUUUGCUUCAGAAUAGGAUACAGCAGAGAUGUUGGAUGAUCUGUACGCGGAAAGAAAUAAACAGAGGUCAGAACUACAAAAAUGAUGUUUGUACGAACUUGUAAAAUUCUUCGCCGCCAGCGAGCAAUUGAACCCUGACCAAGAAGAUCCGCGUGCGUGCCGCUGCAGGGCAGACGGUAGCGUUUUCAUCAGGGAGCAUUUUUCUGUCCGACGAUGACACCAUCGUGAUCGUUCGCAAGUGCGUUUUGUACGCACAUUUUGCGUAUCUCGAGCGUGUGACGGCUGCAUUCGAAUCGAGCACUUGAAGAGGACGUGAUAAGUAGAGAAUGGAUCGCGGGCGCGUCGAGGGAAAUUGCGUGCUGACGCGCAGCGUGCUUUUCUGCGGA